Molecule: messenger RNA, 1389 nt
Organism: Nomascus leucogenys (northern white-cheeked gibbon)
Lineage: Eukaryota; Metazoa; Chordata; Mammalia; Primates; Hylobatidae
Exons: 3
Coding region: 1-411 (136 amino acids)
Source: RefSeq, a predicted model, not a curated record
AUGGCUGCUGAGGUGACGGCGGCGGCGGGCUGGGUGCGGACCGGCGGGCGCGUGCCUCCUCGCUCGUGCUCCCUCCCUCGCGGCCUCCGCCAGUCCCGGCUCCGGACCUGGGAGGCUGGGGCUGGCGGCCGGAGCCGGGAACGAGCCCUGCCCGCGUCAAUCCCGGCGGGAACCCCGGCUGCGGAAGGCGGCUGUGGCCGGCGGGAGCCGAGGGGUAGGAAUGGAGCGCUGAGGAAGCGAGGCGCCAGCCCUAGCCGCUUCGCUGCCGCGGAGCCUGCUCGACCGAGAGGUCGCGGAGAGAAGCCAGAGACAGGCCAACGACCUGGCGAGAGAGAAGAUCUAGCUAUGUUACCCAAGCUGGAUUUGACCUCCUGGGCUCAAGGGAUCCUCCUACCUCAGCCUCCCGCAUAGCAGGGACUACAGCUGCACACCACUACCCAGCUCCCUUCUUCAUGUCUUAACUGUCCUUAUUAUCACAGUGAAUAAUGCCCAAUCUAUUAGUGAAUAAUGCCUAAUCUAUUAAGAGCCAUGUGAAAAACCUAAAUUCUUUCCAUUUGCAACCCUUUUGGUAUGGUCAAGUCGGUGGAUCUGGCUAUCAUACAAACUCAAAUCAAGUACUACAAAUUCAGAUUGGCUGAGCAGAUUCCAGCCAUUUUAAAAGCUUGUCUCUGCUGUAUCCUGUAUCUUUCUGCAUUUAGAUGUAACUUCACUGUGGGUGUCCUUACAGUAUAUAUUUUUAUGAGACAUCAAACUUACUAAGAGUACUUUAUAGCAUAGUAUUUAGGAACUUAGGGGUCAGAAUUAAGACAUUGUUACUAUGUCACCUUGAGAAUUUUGUUUAACUUCACAACACUUCAUUUGCCUGAUCAGUUAAAUAAUUAUGAUAAUACAAGACAUAGUAGCAUCACAGGGUUAUUAUGGGGCCUAAAUAGAUAAUGUAUAUAAAGUAUUUAUCACAGUGCCUGGUACAGAUGUUAGCUUCUGUUACUACUCUGAUUCUAGCCUCCCUAAUUCUCAUUCUUUUUUGGGGGUUGCAAGGGAGUUCACUGUGCUGUUUGCUAUAUUUCAAGCCUCAAAAGACAAUGAAGUUCCCAAAUGCUCUUCAAGGCAGAACAAAUAUAAAUAAUGAUUCUCACACCAAAUGUGUGCAAAGUUCAAAUAUUGCAUUAAUGGUGCUUUUUAUUGUGCAAAUGAUACAACUAACCCAUCAUGUUCUUUCUGUGUCAGGAAGAACAUGGAUGGGAACAGAAGGAUCUUUGAAAUCUUACCCUCUGUGUAGAUCAGUAUCUGUGAAUUUUUCUCUUGUUAGUACUGAUUUAUUUACUCUUUCUGGUGUAUCUGCUCUUUCCCUUAAAACCUUUAUGAUAAAAACAUAUAUUUGAAUGCCCA